CAUGGGUGCCUCCUCUGGCCCAUGCACAUUAGGCCCCUUCAAUAGAUGCACCUUCUGCCACACAAAAGCUCUGAGGGCUUUCUCGGCAAACUGUGCCUCCGGAACAUUCCCGUCAGAGGAGCUUCAGCCAUCAUGAAGCAAGUGCUGGUGAAGUUACUGCUUUUACUCAAGAGAUUUGCCCCGUCAGUCGAAGACAACUGACGUCCACUGGUGCUUUUUUUCUCGUGUCUGUAUGGAGUCAGUGUACAUGGUGGCAUGUGGCUGGGAUUAGGGAAUUUCACUGUGGAUUAAAAUCUUUUCCAACGCCUCGAUGGCCACUCGCUGAAAGAAGGAGUGAGAAGUUGAGCCGUGAGCAGUCCAUGGUCUCAGUUAGCAGCUCCAGGAUGCUCCGGCUGCUCCAGGGACACCGAAGUUGCAAAACCCGUCUGGUCACCAAAGACGGGCACUGCAACAUCGAGUUUGGCAACAUCGAAUACAGCAACCAUUUCGCCUACCUGGUGGACUUCUGGACCACCUUUGUGGAGAUCCGCUGGCGUUUUGUUUUCCUCCUCUUUGUGGCUUCGUUCAUGGGCAGCUGGUUCAUUUUCAGCCUGUUGUGGUACUGGAUCGCAAAGAGCAACGGGGAUCUGAGUGGACAGAACCGCACAGAUGGACAUGUCCAGUGUAUAGACAAUGUUAACGGCCUCACGACGGCUUUCCUCUACUCUUUAGAGACCCAAACCACUAUUGGGUACGGCGGUAGGUCGCUGACAGGACACUGUGCCGGCACGGUGGCUCUAAUCAUCCUCCAGUCGCUAAUCGGCGUCUUCAUCAACUGCUUCAUGUGUGGCGUAGUCUUGGCAAAGAUCUCCUCGCCCAAAAAAAGGGCAAAGACUGUCCCCUUCAGCGACACAGCCGUCGUCUGCUUGAAGAAGGGCAGUCUGUGUCUCCUGAUCCGAGUGGCCAACCUUCGCAAGACCUUGCUUAUCGGCAGCCAGAUCUACGGCAAGCUGAUCAGGACAACGACCGCGCCAGAUGGAGAGACCAUCAUUCUGGACCAGGUGGACGUCGACUUUAUGGUCGACGCUGGCAAGGACAACUUGUUUUUCGUGUGCCCUCUGACGCUCUACCAUGUGAUUAACAAAUCAAGCCCCUUCUACGAACUUUCAGCCGACACGCUCCCCCAGCAGGACUUUGAGUUGGUGGUCUUUUUGGACAGUACGGCCGAGUCCACCAGUUCGUCCUGUCAAGUCCGUACUUCGUACAUCCCACAGGAGAUUCUAUGGGGCUACAGUUUUCUGCCCAUCAUCUCCCGCACCAAGACGGGAAAGUACCGCGUGGAUUUCUCAAACUUUUCCAGAAGUGUGCCGGUGACGACGCCGCACUGUGUCCACUGCUUCGAGACGGACGCAGACCAGCGAAACCACAACGACCACAACCAGCAGAAGACUGGCAUCGACAAUCUGGGCUUUCAGGCGAUUGACGUUCAUGACUUUGUGGACAUCACCAAAAUGUGAACGGAUGGAGAUAAGAUUCUAAUCAUGGUGUCAUAUCGGUGUCCAUUGUUGAAAGCCAAUCAUAACGUUUAAAGGUAUCGCUACAUAACUGUAGGGUGGUGAACCUUUUCAUACAUUCACACUCAAACAUUACCUGGUUUUACUUGAUUUAUUACAGGAUUGUUGUUUCUGGAUGAGAGGAUGUACACAAUAGUAUGUCCAAAAACCAGAUGCCUCUCAUGGCAUUUAACUCCACCCUUGUUAAAUGAGAUUUUCCCCCAACUGACUGUGACUCCCAAUUUGCCUAAUCCCCAAAUCUGCAUGUCUUUGGACUGUGGGGGGAAAACGGAGAACCCGGAUGGAUGGAUGGAUGAUUGUGACAUCCAGUGGUUAAAAUGUGGUACUACAACUACAAAAGUAUUGCAAAAACACAAAAAUUGCUCUGAGAGACAAUGUUGAUGUAGCCUUUCACCAAUCACAGAGUGGGUGCUCGUGUUCGCUAUGACACUACUAUUACUAUGUGGAAAAAAUGCUAUUUCGAGCACAGGCAACAAGUUGCGAAAGAGUCUAAAAGAGACUCAAGAGGUUGUUUUGUUGAUGAAAUGGGUCAAUCCAUGCUUAACUGAUGAUCCAGUAUGUUUAUGGCAGCCCAUGGCCAAGUGGAAGGGUCGCUGGUUUAAAUCCCAGGACAGGUUUUCUUUUUUACUAUUUUUAAGGACUCGCCAAACGGGAAACUGUUGUAACUUCACGAUAGAAGGCCCAAUCACAACCAAAGGUGCUAUGGUUCUAAUUCUUCUUUCACAACCUGUGGAUGAAACUCAACAAUCUCCCAUUUUUCUCCCUGCAAUCCUGUCUACUGCAGCUUUAUUUUGAAUAUAAAUCAGACUUGAGUCAGUCUGUGUGUGCACACUGGAGAGGAAUCAUCCCGAUUUCUCCCGGUGGACUUUAACAUUUACUCGAGUCAAACAAUAAAAACGUUCAAAGCUGUUAAAACCGUCGGGAUGAAACACUUCGAGAGAUGAGCGCGAGCUAAGCUGCUCGUUUCAAUCAAAACAUCUCUGGGACUUUGUGCCGGUGGAUGUGUGGACGCUGGAGGAAGAGGGAUUGAAGUUUCAAACACUGGAAGGCACAGUGUGUAACGCUGUAGAAGAUUAGAGACUUGAGCCUUUUAUAAUGAAAAACUGUCUACUACAAAGCCUGAGUGGGGACAAAAUAUAGGACAGGCCUUUUGAGUUUUCUCAUUAUUCUUACUAAUUUGCUAAAAAAAAAAAAAAACACCUUGUUUCUUUUCCUCUUUUGUCACGUGUGCCUCGGUUAUUAGGAAACUGUGAAUGUGAUUAUUUGAACUCUACAAUGUGUAGAUCGUAACGUGCAACUCUAAAAAUGUCUCAGGGAAAAUAACAUCUUUAGUUUGGAAUAAACUUUUCUUUUUCCAACA
This is a messenger RNA of Solea senegalensis (Senegalese sole), 2913 nucleotides long. It is a transcript of the gene kcnj1b, whose product is annotated as potassium inwardly rectifying channel subfamily J member 1b. The record is from RefSeq and is a predicted model, not a curated record. Gene Ontology annotation, molecular function: ATP-activated inward rectifier potassium channel activity. Gene Ontology annotation, cellular component: plasma membrane. The transcript has 2 exons. Bases 360 to 1496 code for a protein of 378 amino acids. NCBI's taxonomy places the organism in Eukaryota, Metazoa, Chordata, Actinopteri, Pleuronectiformes, Soleidae. Gene Ontology annotation, biological process: regulation of monoatomic ion transmembrane transport; potassium ion import across plasma membrane.